AUGUCCUUCUUCCGACCCGUUCUAACCACUCUCACCGAGGCUUCAUCACAUUUACUCUCGCCGUUAGUUGGAACUCCAAAUAAUGAUGCCACCAAUGGCACUCCAAAUGCAAUGCAUUCGGAAUUUGUGCCCAUGACUGAAAUGGUGAGCAGUACAGAACAACAGAUGCAAGAUUCCGAUCGCACCAAGACUUUGGCCAAUAUUGGCCAGCCUUGUGAUGUGUGUCUCAUUGAAAAUACUCAAAUCGUUUUUUCAUCCCAUUGCUGUCAAAAUUGUCAGUUAGCAUUAUGCGAACAUCAUUUAAACAAACAUCGCAAUGAUUCGAAAACAAAAAAUCAUGUCAUUGUCAAUGGUCCAUUGUUACACGAAAAGAAUCUCGAUUAUGAAAUUGAAAUUGUUUCAACAAGACAGAUUCAUGAGAGAUCACCUAUGAAUCACAAUAAUGUGAACAAAUCACAACAAGAGGAUGCAUUUGAACAUCAUCAAUUAAUUUUUUCUUCGGAUUCAAACAAUUUGGAUAUUAAUAAUUUAACCGAUGAGGAAGAAGAUUUACUCGCACUCAAUCAACAAGAUUUUAUAUAUUGGACCAAUUUAUUGAAGAAAUAUCCACAUUUUUGUAAUUUAAUUCACACACCUUUGAUUGUUCGAAAAUUGUAUCAUAACGGAACACUUACUGGUUCACUUUUGAUUGAUAACAAAACGUCACACACCAUAAAUGUCAUACUCUCUCAAGUAGGUCCACUUCAUCAAUUGAUCAUUCCUCCUGGACGUUUAGGAAUAUUUGAAGGAAUAGGACGAGUGCAUUUCACAAUCGAAGUUGGACCCUUCGAUAUUUCAAGAGACAAAAUUAUUUCCAAUUGGGAUAAAGCAUUACCCAUUGUUGGAAGCGUUUGUGCUGGAGUUGCUGCUGGUGUUGGUCUUGCUGCUGGAGCAUUGGCAGGAGUUGGAUUGAUUGGAAUUGGAGCUGCAGCAGCGUUUGGAGGAGUCUCCACAGGUGUCACAAUUGCCACAGCACCUAUUGUCGCUGGAGUUGCCAAAACGACCACAGAAAAGAAACAACAACAACAAGAAUCGUCAUUACCACACAACGAUGAAAAUUAUACGAACAACCAAUUUUCACAGAGCCCAUCAUUUUCGGAUGAUGUUUCUUCCUCAACGUCGAGCUCAUCCUCCUCUUCGACAUCAUCCAAAGACCCAGAAAGUUCCAAGUUCAAGCAUUGGAUGAAGAAAAUUGUUCCUGGUAUGAAUUGGACAUAUCCCAAUUGUUUUAAAAGAGGAAUUUUUGCUGAUGGUCACUCUCUGAUCGUUAUUAAGCAAGACCAAGAAGAAUCCACUCAUGACCAUGCAAUUUUUGAAAUUGAAGAAAGGCGUAUCACUUGA
Molecule: messenger RNA, 1380 nt
Organism: Naegleria lovaniensis
Lineage: Eukaryota; Heterolobosea; Eutetramitea; Acrasida; Naegleriidae
Exons: 1
Coding region: 1-1380 (459 amino acids)
Source: RefSeq, a predicted model, not a curated record